This is a messenger RNA of Melampsora larici-populina 98AG31, 2862 nucleotides long. RefSeq lists its product as uncharacterized. NCBI's taxonomy places the organism in Eukaryota, Fungi, Basidiomycota, Pucciniomycetes, Pucciniales, Melampsoraceae. The coding region runs from base 1 to 2655 and encodes 884 amino acids. The transcript is spliced from 3 exons. The record is from RefSeq and is a predicted model, not a curated record.
AUGAAGUCAUUCCGGACCAUGGUGUUGGUGUUCAAUUGGCCUAUUUCACUGACCGCUAUGGGCGUUUGGGAUGUGACUAACACGAUAGGUCAUCCUGUUGCAAAUACGGAGAGCCAUGCAGGACCAUGGUCUCGCUUGACCGAACCCAUACCACACGAGACUCCAUCGCAACCUGUCGUUUUUACACUCAUUUCACCUCUUGAAAACGAAAGACAGACUCUGGAAACUCUCAAAGACUCUUCCAAGCAUGUUCACCACGAUACAACACCUCAAAGUACACAGCCUAGAAUACCUAUCUCGCAGGCAAAGCAGGGGUUACAGCAAUCUUUAUACUCUGGUUUACAAGGGUCCUCGAGUACAUUCAACCCGGCUAGUCUUGCCAACGGAGAACCCCGAAAGCACAUACCGGUUUCGUUGUUCAAAUCAGCACUACGCAAGCGCCCGGUUCACACUCAUGGACUUGAAUAUCAACCUCCCAAGAAUCAACUGCUUCAUGGCCAUUCUUCAUUCGAUGACAAUGAAGUAUUCAUCAGUCAAGGAGAGAUGCGUCGCCCAUCCAUAGAUACCGACAUUCACAUCGGGACAUCAUCGACUUCCCCAAAUCAGCAGCCCUCACGGUUGCAAUCCGAGCGCCCUACAACUGCUGCACUCGAGUCUGAAAAAAAUUCUAUCUCAAAACUCAAAGCACCCCGCAAAGAAAGAACUAAAUCUGAUGAUCCAUUGACUACCAAAAAUCAUGAACCCAAUAUCGAAGCUAUAGCGAGAUAUUACGGUCAAAACUGGCGUAAAGAAAAGAAGAGAAAGGAGCGAUUAUUGCACAAUUUUGAUGCCAAACUUGCUCAGAAGUUUGUGUCAGAUCCGAUUCAUCAAUCGAUUUCACCUAGGGAAUUAAUUGAUGAAUAUGAAACUCAAAUUCAAGGAUUUUUGGACUUAUUCGGAAUGACAAAACGUGAAAAUCCUGAGCAUACACUAUAUUUGAAAAUAAAUAUGCGAAAACUUUUAGAUAAUUACUUAGAAAUGUUGAGCAUAUCUUCAGAAGUUGUUUUCUCGAAUCAUUUACACACCAAUAUGAAAGAAGACCUUCGUGAUGGUUACAACUGGCUCGUGGCAAGAUUAGAAAACCUUCCAAGAACUGAAUUUGACUACUUACCGGUUCUAGGAAACACUGAAAGACCGACUGAAGAUAGAGACUUUGUGGAAAAAUUUGUUGGUCUUUCUGUAUAUGAGGGUACGGCCUUUUGGCUAUCUCAUAGGUUAUAUAAUUCAAGACGUAAAAGAGUGGCGGCUACAUAUGUAAUAGAAUUCAUGGCUCAACAUCGAAAUCAUUGGAUCAAGUACUUGACUCCUUCCAGUGCUCCUAAGUUAACUGUCAGAACUUUUAUGUCUUUCACAACGAGGGUAAGACCAUUGAAAUAUGGUACUGAAAAUACUAAGGACGCUGUCAAUGUUGUCGGCCACGAGAUGCCUCAAAACACGCAGCCUACAUUACCUAUUUCAGAGGCAAGGCCGGCGUUAGAACUGUCUACAAACUCUGGCUUCCGGGGUUCCCCAAUUACAUCCAAUCCACUUCUUCGGUUGUUCUCACCGGCUAGUCGUUCACAAGAAGAAGCCUCGCUGAACGCAUUCAUGUCAUUGUUUAGAUCAAGACAGCUCAAGCGCCCAUUUCAUACAGAUCAAGCUGAAUCUAUAUCCUCGAAACAAAACACUCCUCAGAAUCCUCCUUCAUUUAAUGACAAUGAGGGAUUCAUCGAUCAAGUAGAAAGGCAUCGCCCAGCCAAGAAUCCCAAGAUUCAUACCUUGGCAUCUUCGACUGCCCCAAAUCAGCAGCCUCCACAGUCACGAUUCGAGCCCCCUGCAACUACUGCACUCGAGUCUCAAAUAAAUUCUAUCUCAAAACUCAAAGACCAUCGAGAUGAAGGAACUACAUCGAAUGUUCCAUUAAAUACCGAAAAUCAUCAAUCCAAUGUCAAAGCUAUAGCAAGAUAUUACGGUACAACCUGGUAUCAUGAAAAGAAGAGAAAGGAAAAAUUAUUGCACGAUUUUGAUGCCGAACUUGCUCAGAAAUUUGUGUCAGAACCUAUUCAUCAAACCAUUUCACCUAGGGAACUAAUUGAUGAAUACGAAACUCAAAUUGAAGGAUUUUUGAACUUGUUUGGAAUGACAAAACGUGAAAAUCCUGAGCAUACACCAUAUCUGAAAACAAAUAUGCGAAAACUUUUAGAUAAUUACUUAGAAAUCUUGAGCAUAUGUUCUGAAGUUGUCUUCUCUAAUCAUUUACACACAAACAUGAAAGAAGAUCUUCGUGAUGGUUACAACUGGCUCAUGGUAAGAUUAGAAAACCUUCCAAAAAAUAAAUUUGACUACCUACCGAUUGUUGGAAACACUGAAAGACCAAGUCAAGAUAGAAUCUUUGUGGAUAAGUUUGUGGGUCGUCCUGUAGAUGAAGGUACAGCCUUUUGGUUAUCUCAUAGACAAUAUAAUAAACGACGUGAAAGAGUGGCGGCUACAUAUGUGAUAGAAUUCAUGGCUCAACAUCGAAAUCAUUGGAUCAAGUACUUGACUCCUUCAAGUUCUCGGAGUCAUACGUUACAUGUCACAACCUUUAUGACUUUCACAAAUAGGGUAAGACCAUUGAAAUACAGUACUCCAAAAUGAAGAAGAUAACAAGCAAGGUGAGCUGAGACAAGGUGUGAUGGGGUUAUAUGGGAUGGUAGUCUAUAUGUCAUUGUAGAAGAGCAUUUCAUUAUCUUGAUAUGUAGCAACAAUGGAGGCUCACGACUGACUAAUAUACCUGAGCUACAAUGCUUGGUUCUGCAGUAAUGCAACUUGAAUUGUGGGGUUUUCCUGGAAUUCAUGUGCAAU